GUUAGAGAAGGCGUGAGCACAGCCAGAACAAGAUGCAGCUCGGAGAGAAGAGGAGCUUGGGGAAGUGGUGGUUGUGCGCGGGUUUUUCGGGUUUGCUUUUCACAUCCGCGUUCAUCGCGGCGACUCUCUACCUGGGCUCGCGGGACCCGGCUCUCAGACCCAGGUUCAGGCAUGUCUCGUCUCGAGCGACGGUUAAGCCGACUCCGACAUCGACACCCGCCGACCGUCUUGAACUCGGCCCUGAUCCAAUGACCUACGAAGAGUUGUAUCCGCUGAAGCGAAACCCCGUGAAGAAGAAGUCCGAGGCGGUGUACCCCGCCGACUGGCCCCGAGAGAUGGCGAGGCCGGUCGUCGUCGACCCUCAAGACAUCGGGGACGAUUUCAGCCUCCCGGGCAUCCAGCCCCAACCCCCGCCGUUUAGGUACAUAAAAGACUACGAAGACAGUGAAGUCGAGUACGAAAACCCCAUGUUCACAUAUUUGCAAAAAAGGCUGAAAGAUAUUUACGAUCUCGUCGGCAGCAGGAAAGCGGUAAACGCCGACUGGCUGGACCUCCUUAGAACAGUCAACGAAUCUAUAUACAAGAGUAACGCGACAAUAAUCAUGGAAAAGCUAAAAACUAUGUAUUACAACACGUCCGCCCCUGAAAUCCCGAUGUCCUCGUUAAUCUAUCCCAAUAGACAAACACUGUUGAGCAACUCGUCUAGUUUGGUCUCUUUCGGUCUGUUGGCAAUCGAUUUGUUCCUUCUUCAUAACGUGCAGCAGAUAGCUUUUACCGAGGAAGACGCAUUGGGAGAUCGUCUGCAAAAAGAUCCGGAAGUUGUCGCCUUAAACGCCCUGUUCCUUCCUCCAGACCGGCUCGGAAAAUCCAGCCGCUCCCGAGAAGAACUGGAGUCGCAGGGUAUGAUUCAGGAGGUGCUGGAGUUCCUUCUUGGCGUGAUGAGAGCUGUGGGCAACCUGGGAAAAGCAUACGCGAAAUCGACCAGCCCGGAAGAGAAGAGAAGCAACGAGCCGAGCCCCCUCGACUGCAUUUGGACCCUCUAUUGUCGCAAUUUGGAUAAAACGGCGAAACUCGACGGACCUUACGGGUUCCUCGCAAAAAUGAACAGCCUUGGUUUACGAUUGAUGAUGGGCGAAUUUCCCGUCGAGCAGGCCCUGGAGAAGCUGUUCACCGAAUUUACAAGAGGUUGGGGCCAUCUGAACUGCCACAAACUUUUCCCCAGAUGCAGUGCGGAUGAGGCGAGGCACGUCGUCAUGGAGACAGCUUUGGGCGACAACAGGAUUUGAGGCCGGUCGGGUGGGAUAUUAAAGAAUCUGCACAACUUCCUAAUAUUUUGUAAAUAGUAUUUAUUACUUUUUGAUUUUGUUUCAUUUGAACAUUCCAUUAAAGAGAGAAAAAGAGAGAGAGAGAGAGAGUGAGAGACGAAAGAAAGCCUGCAUUAUCAGCUCAGGUCUAUCCUAUUUUUUGUUAAUGAUAAAAAGUAUCUCAAACGUAGCAUUGUGAAAUUAGGUGGUAUUUAAAGAAUAAAUUUUGUACAAAUAAUAAAUUUAUAAAUAUA
This is a messenger RNA of Cimex lectularius (bed bug), 1558 nucleotides long. RefSeq lists its product as uncharacterized. The transcript is spliced from 3 exons. The coding region runs from base 33 to 1286 and encodes 417 amino acids. The record is from RefSeq and is a predicted model, not a curated record. NCBI's taxonomy places the organism in Eukaryota, Metazoa, Arthropoda, Insecta, Hemiptera, Cimicidae.